Messenger RNA from Melampsora larici-populina 98AG31, 1953 nucleotides. RefSeq lists its product as uncharacterized. The transcript is spliced from 5 exons. The record is from RefSeq and is a predicted model, not a curated record. Lineage: Eukaryota; Fungi; Basidiomycota; Pucciniomycetes; Pucciniales; Melampsoraceae. The coding region runs from base 1 to 1953 and encodes 650 amino acids.
AUGGCGACCCCAAACUUGAAACCUCUGGACCCGUCGAAGCCACUGCCUCCGAUUAAUAUCAGUCGAAAACGUCAACUUACUGGCGUGAUUUGUGAAUCACCUAAUUGUACUAGCAAGACACCUCACUCCACGACUUACUACAAACCCAAGAACCAGCCUAACAGACCAUUGAUUGGCAUUAGUGUAAGAUAUGACAACAUCACGUGUGGCGGACCCAACCAAUGUCCUUUUGGAGGCUACUGUCGAACAUAUAUUCGCGCCAUUUAUCACGAAGCCCUCAUCAAACACAACCAACAAUUCAUUCGGCAACAGAAACGGAAGCGCGAUCAAACAGAUCAGGACUACGUGUUUGCAAUGGAAUUGCAAAAUCUGCUGAACCAACAGGCCGACGCCGACGACGCUUUCCCUCACUUCAACUCGCAAUACCCUCCAUCAGCCAAUGAUGCACCACGCGAGCAACCGCGCUCGCCCGUCACUCCAACGCCUUACCCAAACGCUGCUCGAAUCACGGGACAACCUCAAGUCAGUCGAAACCAGGCCGGCACAAGUUUAAUUACCGGAGGACAGUGCGGUGGGGUCGAUGGAAGCACCGCUAGCGGUCACUUGAAUCGGAGAAACAACGCAUGUAACGCCAAGGCAUGCUUCGACUGCUGUGUGAAGCUGAAUCCGAAUACUCACCUGUGUGUACCACACUCCGCCCAGGCCAAAGCCAAGAACAAGGCCAAACCACCCAAACCGGCAGCAGUAAAAUCCACAGUCACAACUACCAUAGAUUUAACUUUGACCCCGACACCACCUCAACCUCCUGCGUCGAACAAUGUUCACUUCGCCAUACCAGCCACCCAGGGGGGUGGUAAUACGUACAGGCGUCAAUGCGACCAGGCCUACGCUUUUCGUACCCUUGCCAUCAAGCACCAAGCGGACGAGCGUAGACAGAACGAAGAAAUAGAAAAGGCCAACAACACCGUUACCAUUGUGGUGUGGGGCGCAUCCAAUAACCACGGGGGAACAUCCAUCGAGAGCGAAAUUUGGCGAGAAUAUAUACCCAGCUGGCCCCGAUUUCAACUCGACCAAUCACAGGACCUAACGGAAAUGGUACAGCGAGAGUUAGGCGUAAUAUCCAAUCAGCGAUUGAAAGUGUGGAGUGAUGCGGAACAACAUUGGAUUGGCCUACGGUUAUCAAUUCUGGAGACCUACCCAGAGGAUUGCCGACGAAUCCUUAUCAUGUUUCCCUCUCUCCAAGAGAGCCAAUGCAAGGGUCUCGAUCAACAACUCGCACUUGUGAACAUUGCGUUGCACAAACCGGAUAUCCGUCUAGACACCUUAGGGCAUUCCGAUCCGGGCUGCCCUCCGAUCAUUGAGUUAUUGACCGAAAGUACUGCACCAGAAGCAACUACACCUCCAACAUCGCCUAUACGCAACCGAUCAUAUUCAUCAAGCGCCACACCCGAAUUACCAACCGAAGGACCCCCUUCACCUCCACCUCUAGCAGAUCGCGCCGACAAUACUCCCAAUGUCAACCCAUCAGAACAUGCUGAAACAAUAGGCACAAAGACCCCAAAGUGGCCCACCAACGUCAGCAUGCAGCGGAUGCUCAAAUUUCUUGAACUCACUACCGGAGACUAUAAGAUCAGCAUUCCCUCCGCCUGGAAUCAAUUGUUUGGCGGCGAAGGAAUGACUUAUGUACCGUCAACUGCUUCCCUUUAUCGCCGGUGGAUGGACAACUGCAAGAGACACGAACUUGUCGCGUUUGUUUCAGCACACCCCAAAAGCGUUGUACAAGAUGGGUUGAACCAAUUCGAUCAUGUUUGGAAGCAAAUUAGGAAAGAAGUCGCUGCCAAGAAAGCUGAGGCUGCUAAAGCAGCGGAAUCAGGUGAUAAAGCAGGUGAAUCUGGACCUGGUAAAGCAAGCGCAGUUAAACACAAAUCUAAGAGACCUAAAUUGGUUACAUGA